Neltuma alba is the source of this 2482-nucleotide messenger RNA. Its product is annotated as luminal-binding protein 5. The transcript has 8 exons. Bases 196 to 2190 code for a protein of 664 amino acids. The record is from RefSeq and is a predicted model, not a curated record. NCBI's taxonomy places the organism in Eukaryota, Viridiplantae, Streptophyta, Magnoliopsida, Fabales, Fabaceae. Gene Ontology annotation, molecular function: ATP binding; ATP-dependent protein folding chaperone.
GAGACGUUAAUCCCGCUUUAUAAAGAGCCUAAGCGACCCAAACGAAUUACUCUAACUUGGCAUUAGAACUAUAGCCCGAAAGAGCGCAUCUCGAAGCGCCGAGGCCACUACUCAGAAUCGAAAACACCUCAACUGUCUUCAUUUGAAUCGCAGAGUGCUUACACACAACGUGAUUCCCGCAGAGAGGAGGACACCAUGUCUCGCUCGUGGGCACGGGGAUCUCUGAUCGUUCUGGCCAUUAUUUCCUUUGGAUGUUUGUUUGCAAUUUCCAUUGCAAAAGAGGAAGCAACCAAAUUAGGAACAGUUAUCGGGAUAGACCUUGGAACAACUUAUUCCUGUGUCGGUGUUUACAAGAAUGGCCAUGUUGAAAUCAUAGCCAAUGAUCAAGGUAACCGUAUCACCCCAUCAUGGGUUGCUUUCACUGACAGUGAAAGAUUGAUUGGGGAAGCCGCGAAGAAUCAAGCAGCUGUCAACCCAGAGAGGACUAUCUUCGAUGUCAAGAGACUUAUCGGAAGAAAGUUUGAAGAUAAAGAAGUUCAGAGAGAUAUGAAGCUUGUUCCUUAUAAGAUUGUGAACAAGGAUGGAAAGCCCUACAUCCAGGUAAAAGUCAAGGAUGGGGAGACUAAGGUUUUCAGCCCUGAGGAAAUUAGCGCUAUGAUUCUGGGUAAAAUGAAGGAAACCGCUGAAGCAUUCCUUGGGAAGAAAAUUAAGGAUGCUGUGGUCACUGUCCCUGCUUAUUUCAAUGACGCUCAAAGGCAGGCAACCAAGGAUGCUGGUGUCAUUGCUGGACUGAAUGUUGCAAGAAUUAUUAAUGAGCCCACUGCUGCCGCCAUUGCCUAUGGAUUAGACAAGAAGGGUGGCGAGAAGAAUAUCCUUGUCUUUGAUCUUGGAGGUGGUACAUUUGAUGUCAGUAUUUUGACCAUUGAUAAUGGUGUUUUUGAAGUACUUGCUACAAAUGGAGAUACUCAUCUUGGAGGUGAGGACUUUGAUCAGAGGAUAAUGGAGUAUUUCAUCAAAUUGAUCAAGAAGAAGCAUGGAAAGGAUAUUAGCAAGGACAACAGAGCUCUUGGAAAGUUGAGGAGAGAGAGUGAGCGUGCAAAGAGAGCUCUUAGCAGCCAGCACCAAGUCCGUGUGGAAAUUGAGUCGCUCUUUGAUGGUGUUGACUUUUCUGAGCCACUCACUAGGGCUCGUUUUGAGGAGUUGAACAAUGACUUGUUCCGAAAGACCAUGGGACCCGUGAAGAAAGCUAUGGAAGAUGCUGGCUUGGAAAAGCGUCAGAUCGAUGAGAUUGUUCUUGUUGGUGGCAGCACCAGAAUUCCAAAGGUACAACAGCUUUUGAAGGAUUACUUUGAUGGAAAGGAGCCCAACAAGGGUGUCAACCCUGAUGAGGCAGUUGCCUAUGGUGCUGCAGUACAAGGAAGUAUCUUGAGUGGAGAGGGUGGUGAGGAAACCAAAGAUAUCCUUCUCCUGGAUGUGGCACCACUCACCCUUGGAAUUGAAACUGUUGGUGGAGUGAUGACAAAGUUGAUUCCCAGAAACACUGUGAUCCCCACCAAGAAAUCUCAGGUUUUUACCACCUACCAGGAUCAGCAGACGACCGUCUCCAUUCAGGUAUUCGAAGGUGAGAGGAGCCUCACAAAGGAUUGUCGGUUGCUUGGGAAGUUUGACUUGUCUGGAAUCCCGCCUGCUCCAAGAGGCACCCCUCAAAUUGAAGUGACAUUCGAAGUGGAUGCAAAUGGUAUCCUGAAUGUCAAGGCAGAAGAUAAGGGCACUGGAAAAUCUGAGAAGAUUACCAUCACAAAUGAGAAGGGGCGACUGAGCCAGGAGGAAAUCGACAGAAUGGUUCGUGAAGCAGAAGAAUUCGCAGAGGAAGACAAGAAGGUCAAGGAGAAGAUUGAUGCUCGUAACAGCAUUGAAACAUACGUAUAUAACAUGAAGAACCAGAUUAAUGACAAAGACAAGCUGGCCGACAAGUUGGAGGCUGAUGAGAAGGAGAAAAUUGAGACGGCGGUGAAAGAGGCCCUUGAAUGGUUGGACGACAACCAGAACGCAGAGAAAGAAGACUAUGAAGAGAAGCUCAAGGAGGUUGAAGCUGUUUGCAAUCCAAUCAUCACCGCAGUCUACCAGAGGUCAGGUGGAGCCCCUGAUGGUGCCUCCGGCGAUGAGGAUGAUUCUCACGAUGAGCUCUAGACAUGUUUUAGUGGAUUUUCUCUAGAGACAUAGCUUAGAUGAAGAGUCUAUUUUUCUGAUGGUGGGAACUGAGGAUAAUUUUCCCCCUAUCCCUGCCUUUUUGGAGGCCUAGAUACUUCCCAGAAUUACUUGUAUCUUGUUUUGGUUUGUUGGUUUCUUUAACUUCUAUGACAAAAGGUACUUCAAAAUGGUCGGUCUCUCUCGCUGGUUUUACCUGAAGUGUCUGCCAGUAUAAAGCGCGUACUAGUUAAUUUCAUAAUUAAGCUAUUUUUUCCCCAUUCGGAGUGAUUAA